AUGGUGAGCUCAGAUAUCUCAACCGCCUCUCCUAGAAAGCUGGAGGGCAAAGUGGCAAUCAUCACCGGCGGAGCUAGCGGCAUAGGCGAGAGCACCGCCAGGCUGUUCGUCCACCACGGAGCCAAGGUCCUCAUCGCCGACGUUCAAGACAAACUCGGACAGUCCCUCGCCAUGGAUCUCGGCCCGCCGGAGAUCGUCUCCUUUGUCCACUGCAACGUUACAAGUGAUUCUGACCUUGAGAAUGCCGUUGAUACAGCGGUGUCAAGGUACGGCCAGCUAGACAUCAUAAGUGGCGACUUGUCUUACGCAUACAAGGCUUCCAAGCAUGCUAUUUUGGGGCUCAACAACAACUUGACCGUGGAGCUGGGCAAGUACGGCAUCAGGGUCAACACCAUUUCUCCCUAUGGAGUGGCCACUCCCAUGGUCACAAGCGGCAUGCAAAUGGACAAGAAGGCUGCUGAGGAAUUCAUGUCCGCCGCUGGAAACUUGAGAGGGGCUAUCCUCGAACCCGAGGAUGUUGCUCGGGCUGCCUUAUACUUGGCCAGUGACGAUGCAAAAUACGUGAGCGGAUUGAAUUUGAUAGUUGAUGGAGGCCACAAUCACAACCAUCCGCUUUUUGGUGCAACAGAUUCGCUUGCCAACUGA
Linum tenue is the source of this 645-nucleotide messenger RNA. Lineage: Eukaryota; Viridiplantae; Streptophyta; Magnoliopsida; Malpighiales; Linaceae. The record is from the annotation of a GenBank genome assembly.